Molecule: messenger RNA, 5763 nt
Organism: Syngnathus acus (greater pipefish)
Lineage: Eukaryota; Metazoa; Chordata; Actinopteri; Syngnathiformes; Syngnathidae
Gene: shc3
Product: SHC (Src homology 2 domain containing) transforming protein 3
Exons: 13
Coding region: 1706-3610 (634 amino acids)
Biological process (GO): intracellular signal transduction; cell surface receptor protein tyrosine kinase signaling pathway
Cellular component (GO): plasma membrane
Molecular function (GO): receptor tyrosine kinase binding
Source: RefSeq, a predicted model, not a curated record
AGUGGUCAAUGGCUGCUUCGUGCCAGAAUAGUGAGAAAUAAGACCGGUCCUCACCUGCCCUGGCUGGGAAUGGUUUCUCCCACUAUCCUGCAAGCCUUCCCUGAAUGAGUCAUCCAGCCAAGCGCUCAUUGGACGGGAGCGCGCCGUCCCGAGGGAUUGCCUUGCAGUAACGGCGGCGGCGGCGGCGGCAGCAGCAGCGGCAGCAGGAGCAGCGGCGGAGCGGCCUUGCUUCCAUUCACAGAAACAUUGGUAUGCCAACCUGCUAUUUCAUUCACAGCCAGGACUAUGAACAUUGCCUUUUGUCCCUUCCAGUCCUCUUUCUUUUUUUGCUCUUAAAUUAGACCCCCCCCCUCCCUUUUGUUUCAGAGGGGAGAAGGCUUUUUUUUUUUUUUUUCUGCCUUCUAUAUUUGCCAUGUUGGGGAGGGAGACUGCAGUGCGAAAUGCAGCAGAGUGAGCGAGAGCCGAAGCUGCUCAUGAAUGAGCGUCACUCUCUCCCGUUCUAGAAGGCGAGAGGACAUUUUUUACAUGAAUGGUCUGUGUUUGUGUAUGCGCGCUUCCUUUCCUGCUGCCACGGUGAGCGCAGAUGCUUCAUCAUCACCGGCAGUGGUGCGGCGGAGACUGUCCUUUGCGCUAUUUUUUUUUUCUCUCCCUCUCUUCAUUGACUCAUCCUCGUGUUGAGGAAAAUGACGUCCAUAGCGGAUUUAUUUGGGUUGUAUCACCCUCAUCGCUGUAGUUGCCUUGUUUGAGCUCCUAGCGCUCAAUUUCAGAUUUAAGAUUAUGAUGGGGAUCCACGUUUGAUUUUAGUGAUGGAUUUUUUUAAGUGUUGACGAAUGUAGUUUAGUCCAAUUAUGUUCUUUUUAAUUGCGUUUUAUGUACGUCUACUGAAGUGAGUGUUUUAUUAGCUGGAAAGCAGUUUAACUAUCACCUCACAAGAAAUAUUUUUUUAAAAUACAAUAUUUCAUGAUAUUGCACAAUUACGUUUUAGAAGGAAUUCAGACAAUUCCCAAUAGAUGAUCAAGCUACCUCACGUUAUUCCAUCCACAUAUAGAUGUUUGGAAAAAUAAAUUGUUAACUAAAUUGAAACUUGAGUACAUUAUAAACAGCUGGAGGAUUUUACUAACAGAUUGUUUCUAGAGUGCUGUAAGUGGGAGAUUUUUUUUCCUCCCUCUGUGCCUCCCUCCCUCCCUCCCUCCCUCCAACAGGAAGUGAUUUGCAGUGUUCAGCAAGCCUUUUGUUGAGAAGGUUUUCUCACAUCAGUGAGUCAUGCUCCAGCUCUGAGCCGGCAGCAGCUAGGCAGGCAGGAAGGCAGCAGCCAGCCAGUGCCAUUCUGUCAUCGUCACCUUCGCUGCAAUUUGUGGAUUUUUGCUUAUUUUUUGGGAGCCUGAGAAAUCGUUGUUGGAAGCAGCAGCGGCAGCUGAAGCAUCACCAGUGGAAACCACCAGAAACAGCAACCUCUCCAUCCUCCUCUGCUUCGUUUCCAUGGAUUUCCGCCGUGUUUUUCUCUCUUGACUGCAUUGAAGCGCCGGAUUUUACCAAUCGGGAAAUCGAGAGAGGUGGCCUGCCGUUGCUCCGAAACGUUUGCCACCAGCGCCACCGUCGCCACGUCUGCUGCUGCUGCCAUGUUACAGGAGAGGGUAAUCAUCGCGGCAAGGAGGCGGGCGGUGCGUGUCGCUUGAGGCGCCGUGAGAGAGAAGAGGCGAAGGGUAUGCUUCACCGCACCAAAUACAACCGCUUCAGGAAUGAGUCGGUGACGUCCGUCGAUGACAUCGUCCACGGCCUGUCCAUGAACCCCAAGGUGUCGGCCAGCCCCGAGACGCCUUACGCUCCCCCGGCUGACGACCAGCCCCCGGCCGCUCCGGGCGGCGGCGCCGCCGCCGGCCACGACCACUCGGACGAUGGCGGUACGCCCCUGUGCACCCUCAUCAACAAGGUGUCCAACCUGAAGUUCAGCAACUCCAGCAGCUUGCUCGGCAUCAAGGGGCUGCCCUCAGCAGUCAAGGACCUGGCAGUGGCCAAGCUGCAGGGUGGCGGCGCUUCGGUGACGAGCCCCGGCGUGGCGGCCGUAGGGGCGGCGGCCUGCCUGCCAACGCUGGAGACUGCCACCGGCAUGAGCAAGAAGAGCAGACCGGACGAGCUUCUACCCGCCGGCGAGGACUGGAACCCCGGCUGCGGUGGACCGGUGGGCAAACCUUUCAGAGGGUGGCUGCACUCCAGUGAGAAGAUCUCCGGACCAGGAGUGACAUACAUUGUUAAGUAUCUGGGUUGCAUUGAAGUUCUUCGAUCGAUGAGAUCUUUAGAUUUCACCACGCGAUCUCAAAUAACAAGGGAGGCUAUCAGCUUGGUUUGUGAGGCUGUUCCAGGCCCCAAAAGCGCUCUGCGGAAGCGAAAGCCACCAUCCAAAGCUCUGUCCAGCAUCCUGGGGAAGAGCAAUCUGCAGUUUGCCGGCAUGUCGAUCAACUUGAACAUCUCCACCAGUAGCCUCAACCUAAUGACGCCGGACUGCAAACAAAUCAUAGCCAAUCAUCACAUGCAGUCCAUCUCCUUCGCAUCCGGUGGCGACCCCGACACAACGGACUUUGUUGCCUAUGUGGCAAAAGAUCCUGUUAACAGAAGAGCGUGUCACAUCCUGGAGUGUUCGGACGGGCUGGCCCAAGACGUCAUCAGCACCAUCGGCCAGGCCUUUGACCUUCGCUUCCAGCAGUACAUGCAGUGUCCUUCCAGCAAGCCUUCCGCCACACAUGACAAGGUGCUCAAUGUGGAGGAGUUGCCAUGGACGGAGGAGGAGGAAGAGUCUGCAGAGCAUCCAUACUACAACAACAUCCCCGGGAAGAUGCCGCCCCCCGGAGGCUUCAUCGACACGCGGCUGACCAAUCAGAACGCAGACGGAAGCCAGAUGGGCUCAAACUCUGUGGAUCAGAACUAUUACCAAGGGCGACAUUGUGGGGAAAACUGGACAGAGGAGAGAAAGUCUACCUUCAUACAACAAGGUUCCUUGGAUAUAAGCAGUGAAAGCAAAGGUCCGCCGACAAAAACGGGCGAGAUGCCCACGUACAUGAACACCCAGCAGAUCGACGAGCAGGUCUUGGCGGUGCUGCAGGCCGAGGCGGAGCAUGUGACCAAGGGAAUGGCAGCCGCGGCAUGGGAGAAUCCGCUGACGGAUCUCUUUGACAUGAAACCCUUCGAGGACGCCAUCCAGGCGCAGCCGCAAGCUCCCUCGCAGGUGUCAACGCUGCACAAGGCGACGUCAGUGGACAACUCCAGCCCGCUGCUGGCACGCUCCAUCGCUUUCCGGGCACAGGAGGAGCUGGAGGGCCAAGCGUGGUACCGCGGCAAGAUGAGUCGGCGCGAUGCCGAAAAGCUGCUGCAUGACGACGGCGACUUCCUGGUGCGCAAGAGCGCCACCAACCCGGGCUCUUACGUGCUCACCGGUAUGCACAACGGCAUCGCCAAGCACCUGUUGCUGGUGGACCCUGAAGGCACGGUUCGGACGAAAGAUCACGUGUUCGAAAGCAUUAGCCACCUGAUUGGCCAUCACCGUGAGAACAACCUGCCAAUCGUGUCAGCCGGGAGCGAACUGUGUCUGCUGCAGCCAGUCGUAUGGAAGCAGUAAUUGCGCCCCCAUGUGGAUACGGGAAACUCUGAACUUUCCUUCCUGCGGUCUCAGAAACUUGAAGCGUGAGGGAAGCUGCUAAAAAAAAAGUUUUUAGCCCGGGUGACGCUGAAAAAAACAAAAGAAUAUUUAUUAUAGAACUGUUAUUUUAUCGUGACAACUGAAAUGCUAUAUUUUUGCGAAGACACAGUAUAGGACACCCACAAUAUAUUGAUUUGGUGUUUCAAACGAUAUGAUACGAUACGGUCUUGUAGUUUAGACAAAUCAAACCUAGACGAGGUGCGGACCAGAGUAUUUUAGAGUGAGAGCUACAAAUUUUACGUUUUGUCUGCCAAGCACAACCACAUUUCUACUGAGAAACGAAACAAACCCGCCAGAGCCCCAAACUCAAGAGCUAUUCAUAAAGAAGGAAGAUCUGAGUGCGUAAAAAAAAAAAGACCAAAAACUAUUUUUUUUCUCUUAAUAUUUUGUUGUUUUUCAGAGAGGCCCUAAUACUCCUCCUUAUGUUGUCUCACUGACUUCUAGAAAUCGUAAAGUUGACGGCCUUUAUCUUUGACUUUUGUGUGCCAACACUGUAAAAUAAUCCCGCAUUAAUUCGCACGAUUUGGGUUCUUUUGUACGUGUUAGUGAUUGGUUUUGGGCUGGGGGGGGGGGCUUUGUUGACAUUGUUUUGAACACUACUGUUUUAAUGACCACGUAAAUAGUACAAUCACAGCGACGUCAUUUGCUUUGUCACCAAAGACACAGAAGUAAAAGAAGCAGGCCCUCCUCUAGGUGUCAGUAGUCUUUUUUUACUUCGCCUCAUUUCCUUACAAUAGUAGCAACAACAUCAUUUCUCAGCCCGUUUAUUAAUAGCAAAUGGAUGCGUUCAAGUGCAGUCGAACCAAAAUCAGCAUGCGUUUUGAUCAGUGGGUUUUGAUGAGACCGAUGCAAUGUAAUGCCUGUAUUUUUGCUGCAAGAGAGCGUGUACAAUGCAUAUUUGUCACAUAACACAAACACUCAACAGAAUUGAGCGGUGUCGGGGGGGGAACAAUCUUGGGCAAGUUUAGCGUAAGAAUUUCAGAGAAAUCGUCAAAGUUGGCCACUUUAUUGAUCACUUUUUAAUGUAUAUUUAAAUGAUUUACAUUUGUGUUAUUUUAAACAAAAAAUAAAUACAAAUAAUAUGCAGGUGCAUCUCCAUAAUGUCGAAUAAUUUGCCAUUAAAAACAAAUAUACAGUGGCUAUAAAUUGCCUGUUUAAAUGUCAGGUUUUUGUGAUAUGAAUUUUUUUUGUCAUCUCGAAAACGUGGCAUUUAAAGUGUGUUGACUUUGUAUCUGCUGUAUAUGUUUUAGACAAAAAUAUUAAGAAAUAAUUGUUUAGGAGGGUUUUGCCCUCUUUUCAAACUUAUUAGUUUCCCAUUAUAGACUGGCCUGUUGUUUUUUCAUUCUCUCCUUGUUUUUUUAUCCACUCCCAUAGAAAGUGUGCAACUUUCAAAAAUGCUAAUUCUGCAACAGAAAAUCUCAUUUUUCGUUUUGCUUUCUCAAAUCAUUUUCAGAGACAUGGAAAACAAUACAAAGAUUUUUUUUUAAUAAUAAUUUAUGGUAACUGACCUUGAUAUUGAAAGAGACGACCUCAUCAUAUUAUCAAUAAUGGAAACUACACUACUUGAAAUGGACAGUGACAAUUUGAGAGAGGGAAAAAUUAAAAGUAAAAAUUUACAAUAAGAAACUAAAGGUAAAUAAUAGGAGAACUUUAGCGGGGAUUUCUGUUGAUGAAAAUGUGCCUUUUCUUUGUACAAACUACUGGAUGUGUUUUCUUUUUUUUCUUCUUCUUCUUCAAAGUGCAAUAGGUGAUGUUCAAUAUGGAGCAUGCCUGUUCUCCACUUGUGGACCUCGUGUUUUGGCCCUGCUGCGUAUUGCUGCUCGACACCUCCCUCCCUCCCUCACUUGUUAUUAUUGUUAUUAUAUACCUGGAGUGUAAAUUUAAUCAUUUCCCCCCCCAUGCUAUACAAGUAGAAACACAAGAGUUGACUAUUUUUUGAAUGGUAAAUGGGGAAAGUGAGAGCAACGAGGACAUAAAAACAAAAAGUCCAGAUGUUUACAGAUUUAAUCUUUUGGUUGUAUGGGUUUCACAUUAUUCUGUAUGACUGUUGGCAAUAAAACCGUGAAUGUGUA